CGCGGCGUUACCGGGAGAACGCGGGGGGGGGCGGGGGGGGCCGUUACCGGGGCGACCGGCGGCCGCCGAGCGGAGCGCGAUGCCCCGCAGCCGGUACCGGUGUCGGGCCCGGAGCACGGAGGUGGAUGAGACGCUGUUCGGGGAGAGCCGGAACCUGCGGCAGUCGCACCCCGGCACCCCCAUCGUCAUCCUCCGGGAUGUGCAGAGCGCCCCGAAAACGGUGCCAGCUGGCGAGCACAAACCCGAGACCAUCCGCCUCAUCACCAAGGACUUCGUCCGCGACCUUGUCGUCCCCGUGGAGAACCCGGCAGCAUCCCUCAUCAUCAGCCAGGAGGAUUUCCAGCGGAUCAAAGAAGCGUCCCGAGUCCUGAGCAAGGAGGAGCGCGAGGCCAAGCUGCUGGCCCUCAAGGCGGAGAAGGAAGCCGUUCUCGAGGCGGUGAGCGAGCGCAAGGCAGCGGCGAAGCAGCGAGCCGCGCUGCAGCAGCAGAAGGGCAAACUGAGCGACCUGGAGGAGGAGGCGAAGGAGCGGGCCCAGCACCUGCUGCAGCGGGCGAGCAGGAUGCGCAUGGAGCAGGAGGACGAGAUCAAGGAGUUCAGCGAGCUGAUCCUCGGGGCCAAGUGCCACAUGGUGCGCGACACGCAGAUCCUGGAGAAGCAGCUGGUGGCGAAGGAGCUGGAGGAGGAGGAGAGGCGGCUGGCCGAGAUGAUGGAGGUGGAGAGGCAGAAAGCCAACGAGAUGCAGGAGGAGCUGGAGCGCCGGAGGAAGCAGGAGCUGAUCAGAGGGAGGCAGGAGCUGGUGAAGCAGAUAGAGAAGAACGCGGAGGAGCGGGCACUGAGAGCUGAGCAGCGGGACCAGGAGACGCGGGAGAUGCUGCAGCACCUGGAGCAGCUGAAGCUGGAGGACCAGAAGGACUUGGAGCGGAGGCAGGAGCAACAGAAGAAAAUCCAGGCGGAGAUCAAACGCAUCAACGACGAGAACCAGAGGUACAAGGAGGAGCAGCUGCGGCAGGAGAGGCUGGCAGACGAGAAGAUACUCGAGUACCAGAAGCAGAAGAUGGAGCGGGAGGCCGAAGUUGAAGCUGAGCAGGAGAGGAUCCGUCAGGAGAAGGAGAAGGAGACGGCGCGCUUGAGGGCCAUGCAAGAAAGGGCCCAGGACCACCGGGCAGAGCAGGACGCGCUGCGGGCCAAGCGCAGCCAGGAGGCGGCCGAGCGGGAGUGGAGGCGCAAGGAGCAGGAGGCGGCGCGGCGGAAAGCCGAGCUGGAGGAGCAGCUGAAGCGGAGCCGCCUGGAUCAGAUCGCCGCGCGGGAGCACCGCAUGGGCGUGCAGGUGCAGCAGGACCGCGACGAGUUCGAGCGCAUCCUCAGGGCCCAGCAGGAGCAGAUGGAGAAGGAGAAGGCAGAGGCGGCGCGGAAGGCGGCCCUGCAGCGCGCCCACGCCGGCGACGUCCGGCGCCAGAUGCAGGAGUGGCGGCAGCGGCGGGCGCAGGAGCGGGCGGCCGCCUUCGAGGAGUUCCAGCGGCUGCAGGAGGAGGCCCGGCGGCGCAGCCAGCGCAUCACCGAGCUCAAGGAGAAGAAGAUGCAGGAGCUCAGAGCCGCCGGCAUCCCCGAGAAGUACUGCGCCCAGGUGGAGCGGAGGGCCUUGAAGCGGGCAGGCGCAGCCCCCGGGCAGGCUCAGCCCCACGGGGAGCAGAGCGAGGAGCAGAGCAAGGAGCAGAGCGCUGCCCCGCCGGCAGUGGGAGAGCUGGGGUCUGCUUAGGCAGAGUUUUUUACAAAAAGGUGUUUGUGGAGCAGCCA
Anas platyrhynchos (mallard) is the source of this 1794-nucleotide messenger RNA. RefSeq names its product cilia and flagella associated protein 45 (gene CFAP45). The record is from RefSeq and is a predicted model, not a curated record. Lineage: Eukaryota; Metazoa; Chordata; Aves; Anseriformes; Anatidae.